This is a messenger RNA of Trichoderma reesei QM6a, 1947 nucleotides long. RefSeq lists its product as uncharacterized. Gene Ontology annotation, cellular component: nucleus. The annotation marks the transcript as partial. Gene Ontology annotation, molecular function: RNA polymerase II cis-regulatory region sequence-specific DNA binding; zinc ion binding; DNA-binding transcription activator activity, RNA polymerase II-specific. The transcript has 4 exons. Lineage: Eukaryota; Fungi; Ascomycota; Sordariomycetes; Hypocreales; Hypocreaceae. Gene Ontology annotation, biological process: regulation of transcription by RNA polymerase II; DNA-templated transcription. The record is from RefSeq and is a predicted model, not a curated record.
CAGGAAGCGCGCUCCAGGAAGAAGCGGCUGCAGCUGAGCUGCGGCGAGUGUCGCAGGAAAAAGCUCUCCUGCGACAGAGGCCGGCCGUGCCGCAGAUGCGUCAGGACGGGCAGAGCAGACCAAUGCGAGUUUGAGACCAACCCGCGUUCAGCGCUGCUGCCCAUCGACCAGGGUGCGCAGCUGGAACAGAUCAAGUCCGACCAGGCCGAACUUCAGAGCCUGCGGGCUGAGAUCUUCCAGCUCAAGGAGCUGCUCUCACGGCCUCUGGCGCCUCCUCCGCCUCCAAGUCACCCUCAGCCUCAGCCUCAGCCCCAGCCCCAGCUACAUCCUCACCAUGGCAGAGGCUCCCUCACGGAAGACUCGCGCGUCAGCGACUUCUCCUCCAAAAGAAGCAGUGAGAUGGAAUCCAAGGACAUUGUUCUUUUCAGAGGUAAUCUCGCGCCUGACUCUACCGUGCUUACCGUUGAUUGUUUUAACCCGGCGCAACAGAUUCCACAGCUGUUUCCAUUCAUCAAGGAGAUUGCCGACCAGUGGCUGAAGCCCUAUGGAAUCUACAUCAAGAAGAACAAGGUCGCCAAAGAUGAGAGCUGGAGGAUGAAGAUGGCAGCCAACGAGCAGCCUCUGAUUGAAGGCCUCUUGCCGCCAAAGCAUGACACGGACGUUCUGAUUGCGAUAUACCUUGAUCAUUUCGAGCAACUGCAUCGCAUUGUCCACAUCCCGACCUUCAACAGGGAGUAUAUCAACUUCUGGACGCCCGGCCGACCGCGGUACCCGACAAUGGCAGCAAUGAUACUCGCCAUGAUCUCCGUGUCGGUCUGUGCCUCCGUCCACCUUGUUGGCUCUUCGCCAGUCCCUGCCAGCUAUCGAAAAAUGGCUGAGACGUGGAUUUCCGCCAUCGAUGACUGGCUGCGACUGCAAAGCACAAAGCACCGCAAGCUCGUGCACUACCAGGUGGCCAGCUUGAUGUACAUUGCCAAGCGGAUGAACCUGGUAGGGAAGAAGAGGUUCUGGAAAGAUACGGGCUCCAUGAUCCAGGACGCAAUCAUGGAUGGCUUAAAUCGCGAUCCUUCACUGGCAGAUACCUUCUUCAUCAGGGAGAUGAAGCGACGGCUGUGGUACACCGUCCGAGAGCUGGAGCUUCAGAACUCGUUUGAAUGCGGCUUGCCCACUCUUCUUCAUACGAUUGAGUCGAAUGUCACAGCGCCGCUCAACCUUGCUGAUGAAGAUUUUGACGACACAACGAAGCUGACGCCCAUGUCGAGGCCGUCCAAUUCCUACACGGAGUCUUCGUACCAGUUCCACAGCUUCCGAAGCUGGGAGUUGCGUCUCGAGCUGUCACGACGUCAGUUUGGUUCCGGAGUUUUCAGGCCUCUCGAUUAUGACGACGUUUUGCGGUACACACACGAGAUCACACGAGCAUUGAACGAUCUCCCUCCGUGGAGCAAUGACAGGACUGACAGCAAAACUGAUGGACGGGUGCUCCUGUCGUACUCGAUGCUGGAGUUUCAGCUCAAGGAGUGUCUCCUGGCCAUCCAUCGGCCAUAUGUGGACAGGGAAGGCGGCAAAUACCCCAUCUCGGAAACGAUCUGUUACCAGACAGCGCGAGAAAUACUGCUUUCCAACAUACAGCUCGCAGCCUUGGGAGUUCAAAGUCUGACACAACUCCGCGAAGACCUUGCAAUUGCUUCGCUGCACAUGACUCGCCUUACACUCAUGCAACACCAAGAAGGUUCCAACAGCAUCAUCAUGGUCAAUGCCUUGUCGACUGUCGACCUGCUGGAGCAGUGCCUCCCGGCCAUUGAGGAUAAAUAUCUGCGGUUCGCCGACCCUUGGAGCUUUUUCAUGAUGUGUACAGCCAUUAUGUUGAUCAAAAUACACCUCGGAAAAGAGACUCGCCAAACUGCCAAGGCGGCUUGUGCACGCAGAUUUCUGGAUCUGUACUACAAG